GCACGCACUGGAAACUUGAUCCCCGAACUCUAUCACCAAGGGGUCGACAAUUACCACCUCACUCUCAAGGACUUCGGGACUUUCUGCCCUCUGCUCACCCUGAGCAACAACCAUGAUCCACGAGUGAUCCCCAACAACCUGCCCCCUGACAACCUCCACGCAUUUACCAACCAGGGGAACCUCCGUCCGGGACACCCCCCAGACCUGGACCCGCAUACCCGAGACACGCAGAGCUACUCCCGCACAAACUGGGAACUCCCGACAGGGCCCCAUGGGCCCAA
This is a messenger RNA of Pelobates cultripes (western spadefoot toad), 281 nucleotides long. NCBI's taxonomy places the organism in Eukaryota, Metazoa, Chordata, Amphibia, Anura, Pelobatidae. The record is from the annotation of a GenBank genome assembly.